Messenger RNA from Fragaria vesca subsp. vesca, 690 nucleotides. RefSeq lists its product as uncharacterized. Lineage: Eukaryota; Viridiplantae; Streptophyta; Magnoliopsida; Rosales; Rosaceae. The transcript is spliced from 4 exons. The coding region runs from base 1 to 468 and encodes 155 amino acids. The record is from RefSeq and is a predicted model, not a curated record.
AUGACGUUGAUCGGACUCCGGCAACCUUUGACCGAGCUCUGGGGACCGUUGACCGGACUCUGGGGGUUGAUGAUCGGACUCCAGGGACAGUUGACCGGGCUCCUAGGAUCGUUGACCGGGCUCUGUCCCCGCGAAGCUUUCGGGAAGAGGGGUAGCCUUGUGUGUAAGCAUAGCAUUUCUGGUCGAACCCGCCCAACCCAACUAAGAAGAACCGAACCUGACAGACACAUCUUUUGCCUUUUGGGAGGGUACUCUGAGCAGCUUUCACCUCUUUCAACCAUUUAUCCAUUCAUCUCUAGUUCUCCACCUCAGAAGAUUCUCCUCAAUUUGAAGAGUUUAAGGGUUAGGUUUUCUAUUGGGGACGAGGCACACUUUUGGACGAUGGACAGAGCCAGAAGAACGAGCCGAAAAGGGUUGGAAGGCCUUUUUUGCAGAUGGCAAAUCCCAUAUGAUUUCAGUAAGUCUUGAAGGGAAUAAGUAGCUGAAUGUCCGAUCCCAUUUAUGUUUAUUGAAAUUAGCUGCUUCUCAAGACUAUAAGUUGCUCCAUGUUGGUUCUUCAAUGCCAUGACUUUGUUAUGCAGAUGCACCUAGAUUUGAAACAUAAGAAGUUUGAUGAGAACAAAGAUCCCUAACUACACAGGAUGUUAUCACAUUUCUAGUCUAAGGUACAUGACCUGUACUUAUUUUUUU